GUCUGGGGGCACAGCGUGGUCUGUCGUCCCACCGUGGCCCAUUCACAGCAAUGACAGGUGCCAUGGGAAGUAGGUCCAACAGGUACAGCAUUGUGUCAGACAUCAUACCGGAGGAGGAGCUGCAGAAGAUUUCCAGCCUUGCGCUCUACAACGGUCACGGUUCUGCCAACGUGAAGGAGCAGAGCAACGCGGAAAGAGAGGAAGGCAGAAGGAGGCCCGGAGCCUCCACUGUGGUGCCCGGCUCCAGCAGACAAAGAGGCAUGAGCAACUACAACGGGAAGGUCCUGACGAGGGGCUCCAGCCAAGUCCGGAGCCGUUUUGUGAAGAAGAAUGGCCAAUGCAACGUGGUGUUCACUAACAUGGAAGACAGGAGUCAGCGCUACCUCGCCGACAUCUUCACCACCUGCGUGGACAUCCGCUGGAGAUACCUACUGCUUAUAUUCUGCACCAGCUUUCUGAUCUCAUGGCUGAUCUUUGGUAUAAUCUUUUACAUUGUCGCCCUUGCACAUGGGGACUUUGAUGAACCCACUAAUCAGAAAUCUAAUGUGCUGGUGACAGGAAUGUAUGGAGCCUCCUCUGGGCAUGCAGUCGGUGGGCAGACACAAAGGAUGCCCUGCAUACUGCACGUUCAGGGCUUUGUUGGGGCGCUCCUCUUCUCCAUGGAAACCCAGACUACUAUUGGUUACGGCUGGCGCUGUGUUACAGAGGAGUGUCCUCUGGCUGUGUUGACAGUGGUUAUACAGUCCAUUGUUGGUUGCAUCAUUGACUCCUUCAUGAUUGGCACCAUCAUGGCGAAGAUGGCACGGCCAAAGAAGAGGAACCAGACCCUGAUGUUCUCCAAAAACGCCGUCAUUGCUCUUCGUGAUGGCAAACUGUGCCUGAUGUGGCGGGUAGGCAACCUGCGGAGAAGCCACAUCGUGGAAGCUCAUGUCCGUGCGCAGCUCAUACGAUCGUAUGUCACAGCUGAGGGCGAGUUCAUCCCUUUGGAACAGAUGGACCUCAAUGUGGGCUACGAUGAAGGCACGGACAGGCUGUUUUUAGUGUCUCCACUGGUCAUAGUCCAUGAGAUAGACAAGGAUAGCCCCUUGUACACCCUGAGCCGAGCUGAUCUGGAAGCAGACGACUUUGAGAUCGUUGUGAUCUUGGAGGGGAUGGUGGAGGCCACAGCCAUGACCACGCAGUUCCGUAGUUCUUACCUUGCAAGAGAAAUCUUCUGGGGUCACAGGUUUGAGCCGGUGAUCUACGAGGACCGGGACCGCUACAAGGUAGACUACGCACGAUUCCACAAUACCUACGAGGUCACGUCAACGCCCCAUCUCAGCGCAAAAGAGCUCGAUGAAGUGGCGAGCCGAGCGUCCUCCACUGCAUCUCGCGCAUCGGCACAUAGGUCUACGCAAGACUUGAUCUCGCGGCCUCUGACCGCCUUCUGCUACGAGAACGAGGUCGCACUGAGCUGUGCGGAGGAGGAAGAGGAAGACAUAUUUGACUCCACACAGAUGGUAGGGAAGGACAGGGCAGAGGAGAGGAGGACUUCUGUUGAUUUUCAAAGCAUGUUUCACGACACAGCAACCAUAACCUCAGGCAGUCACAAUGUGAUGUGUGUUCUGGACAUGGACAAUAACCAGAUGGAGUUUGACAUCCUACAGACUGCGAUUCCUCUUGAUCCAGUCAGCUAUAAGAGUGAACAAGAGGCCUAAAGAGCGGGAGCUUGGGUUGUUUGUCCAGAAAGUUGGAUGUGUGUUCAGCUUACAUCAACAAGAACAAAAGCUGAAGCUCAUUUUGCCUUUCCAGUGUUUUCUUUCUUUCUUUCUCUCUCUUUUUUUUAAAUUGUUGUUGUCUUUUCACGUAUUGUGUUAAAAUUUCAGCAGUAUAGUUUUUCCAAGACUGCAAUGCUUGGAGGGCCAUAGUGAUCAAGGAGACUGAUUCAGCAUGUGGACAAAAUAUCUCUGACGAACAUUUGGCUUUAUUUAACUGUGAGUUCAUCACCAAAUGAAAGCACAAGCUUGUUAAGACCAAUAAUUUAAAGUAUACUUUAGAAUGUGUGUAUAUUUCAAAAUUACCUUUGUAUAAAAUACUUUAUUUGAAAUGUAACUACAAGAUUUUAGAAGAAAGCAACUGAUUUAGUUAAAAAUUCUCUGCAUUGUACUGAAAAGCUUGCAAUUUCAGGGGGCAGUUCUGAGUACAUCCCUGAAGCAACUUAGCCAUUUAAGGGCAUUCUCUAAGUGUAGCAGAUGGGUUUAUUUGCAUUUCUGAAAUCAACAGUUCAGGUUGUUCUGCAGUGGAGUUGUGUGGAAUAAUUACAACCAGUCACAAUUUAAUCUGGCGCAGCAGUCAGAGUGAUCUGAGGAGCUCAGAUAUUCUCAUGUGAGAGUCAAGCUAACAGCGACUUAGAUAUUAGCCAGCUGAAGCAAUGCUGCAUUAAAAUGACACACCAGCUCAGAAGGAUAUAAUACUUAGAUAUUCUUCAGUUUUGUUUUUAAAACUUUCUUGCAAAUUUACAACACUGAUGACCCAUUUAGCCUCACAUCUGCCAACCCAGACCUCAACAUCCAAUAUGGCUGCCAUGCGUUUCUCACAAAGCAAUUGUUGCAAUAGUAAAAAGUCAAUUUGCUCUUUUUCUCUCUUGCAAUUUGUUCUCAGUAAGUCACUUUCCAUUCGUAGAGCUGUACAUAUUCUGCUGUUGAGUGCUUUGCUGUGGUGUUUGUCAUUGCUUGCUAAGUGCUAAUAGUAGUUAGCUUCAGGUAGGAAUUAUUAUUAUAUUUACCUUGUAAAGCAUUAAAAAUAUCUUUGUAAUAUUUUGUAUGUGCACAAACUAUUGCUGUUUAUGCCUGAUCCUACAAACUCCUGAUUGCUGUCUAGUGCAGGGAAGCUAAUGACUACUGCUAGCUACUCCACAGUGCCCCACACAGAAACAGCUAAACAAACUUCACAUCUAACACAGCUUUUUUAUUGCCUGUUUUGAAUUUUCGUAAAAGACCCUGCAUUUCAAAUGUUCAGUGGUUAAAUUGACUUUUAUGUGACAUAAAAUGUAAAUUAGAUUUCAGAUUCUAUGAAGACGGAAACAGAUUGAUUUGCUACAAUUGAAAAUAAUCAAAGUAGGAGGUUUUUUUUGGUUGAUUAUUUGAUUGGUUGCAUAUAUAGUUCUGCUUUUUCAGCUUUGUUUCUAGUGAAGGUGCGAUGAGGGAAGUGGCUUUAAGUUGUAUCUGUACUGUUGCUGUUUGCCAAAUGUCUGGAGUUUGGAGGGGAAAAGCGGAGGAGUGCCUCUGAUCCCGUAUGGGGGUAAUGUGGAGAACAGGGCAGUUUAAGUGUACUUGGUGUCUGUGACGGUGUCUGUGACGGGGUGAAAGGUCGCCGCGAGGCCCGAACAGGAAACAAAAGGGAUGAAGGCUGCUAGUACAGUCAUCGGACAUGCUCAGCAUGUCGCUGGAUUUGCACAGAGAGGAUUAAUUCAAGAGUAACUGAAUGUCAUGGGAAGUGCUUCAGUCUGAGAUGGUGCAAUGACUGUAUAAUAGAUGAUAUUAUAAGACGACAACUCAGGAUGACGAGAGGUUUGGAUGCUAGAAUGUGAUCUAACUCUGAUUUUAGGGACUUUGUGUAUAAACGAUUGUUUGUUAAGGAUUAGAAGCCAUUCAUACACAUAUAAGUAACACCAAAGCAAGAAAGCUGGUUUGCUUUUGAAAAUGUAAAUCAGAACAAAAUUAUAUAAAAAAAAAUGAAAUCAUUAAAA
Molecule: messenger RNA, 3727 nt
Organism: Poecilia latipinna (sailfin molly)
Lineage: Eukaryota; Metazoa; Chordata; Actinopteri; Cyprinodontiformes; Poeciliidae
Gene: kcnj4
Product: potassium inwardly rectifying channel subfamily J member 4
Exons: 2
Coding region: 51-1697 (548 amino acids)
Biological process (GO): regulation of monoatomic ion transmembrane transport; potassium ion import across plasma membrane
Cellular component (GO): plasma membrane
Molecular function (GO): inward rectifier potassium channel activity
Source: RefSeq, a predicted model, not a curated record